UGCUCCUCACCCCGGAUCUAACCUCUUCUUUAUGCGCCCCCCACUCCUUCCAGAUGAGGAGGCGGUGGAGGAGGAGGAAGCCCCUGAGGAGCCGGAGCCGGUGGCAGAGCGAGAAGAAGAGCGCCCUAAACCCAGCCGUCCUGUGGUGCCUCCUUUGAUCCCCCCCAAGAUCCCAGAAGGGGAGCGUGUGGACUUUGAUGACAUCCACCGGAAGCGCAUGGAAAAAGACUUAUUGGAGCUGCAGACUCUCAUUGAUGUGCACUUCGAGCAGCGGAAAAAGGAAGAAGAGGAGCUCAUAGCGCUGAAAGAUCGCAUCGAGAGGCGUCGAGCAGAGAGAGCUGAGCAGCAGCGGUUCAGAACCGAAAAGGAGCGAGAGCGGCAGGCCAAGCUGGCGGAAGAGAAGAUGCGGAAGGAGGAGGAGGAAGCCAAGAAGCGAGCAGAGGAUGAUGCCAAGAAGAAGAAGGUUCUCUCCAACAUGGGGGCUCAUUUUGGGGGCUACCUGGUCAAGGCCGAGCAGAAACGUGGGAAGCGGCAGACCGGCCGGGAGAUGAAGCUCAGGAUCCUGUCUGAGAGGAAAAAGCCCUUGAACAUCGACUACAUGGGGGAGGACCAGCUCCGGGAGAAGGCCCAGGAGCUGUCUGAAUGGAUCCACCAACUAGAGUCAGAGAAAUUUGACCUGAUGGAGAAACAGAAGCAACAGAAAUACGAGAUCAAUGUGCUGUACAACCGCAUCAGCCACGCCCAGAAAUUCCGAAAGGGGGCUGGGAAGGGUCGAGUUGGAGGCCGCUGGAAGUGAGACUGCCAGGGCAUGCCCCGCUGCACGGAGCCCAGGAGCCACCUGAAACUCAAAAUGAAGACUCUGCAGACA
Molecule: messenger RNA, 868 nt
Organism: Phodopus roborovskii (desert hamster)
Lineage: Eukaryota; Metazoa; Chordata; Mammalia; Rodentia; Cricetidae
Gene: Tnnt1
Product: troponin T1, slow skeletal type
Exons: 11
Coding region: 32-796 (254 amino acids)
Biological process (GO): sarcomere organization; slow-twitch skeletal muscle fiber contraction; regulation of muscle contraction
Cellular component (GO): troponin complex
Molecular function (GO): troponin T binding; tropomyosin binding
Source: RefSeq, a predicted model, not a curated record